This is a messenger RNA of Neltuma alba, 611 nucleotides long. RefSeq names its product PLAT domain-containing protein 3-like. NCBI's taxonomy places the organism in Eukaryota, Viridiplantae, Streptophyta, Magnoliopsida, Fabales, Fabaceae. The transcript has 2 exons. Gene Ontology annotation, molecular function: protein binding. The record is from RefSeq and is a predicted model, not a curated record. The coding region runs from base 32 to 562 and encodes 176 amino acids.
AGAGUGACCGAGAAAGCAAGUGACACAUAACAUGAAGAGCUGCCAACUCUCUUUUCUAUGUCUAGCUCUCUUGCUCGCUGCAGUUUCUGCAGAUUCCGAUAGGGACUGCGUCUAUACGCUAUACGUGAAGACAGGUUCUAUCAUCAAAGGCGGAACCGAUGCCAAAAUCAGCGUGACGCUCAGCGAUGCUUCAGGCCGGUCGGUGUCGGUCCCAAACCUCAGGUCAUGGGGCCUGAUGGGCCCCACACACGACUACUUCGAGCGAGGCAAUCACGACAUCUUCAGCGGCCGUGGCCCCUGCAUCGGCUCGCCAGUGUGCCGCCUCAACCUCACCUCCGACGGUGCCGGAGCUCAUCACGGAUGGUUCUGCGACUACGUCGAGGUCACGUCGACUGGGCCCCACAAGCCCUGCUCGCAGUCCAUGUUCUACGUCGAUCAGUGGCUGGCCGACGACGCUCCACCGUUCGAUCUAACAGCCGUGAUCGACGGGUGCGGCCACGUAGCGGCGGAGAAGAAGGCGGGAAGAUUUGUUGUGGGGAAUCCGAAAAGGUCAUCGGAAUGAUGGUGUGAGAAUGAGAGGAUGGAAAUAAUAAUGUGAGUGUUUGGAAUUA